GCACUCGGGAUUCUCCAUCGGGACGGGAGAAUAAUUGUUUCGUCUAUUUGUAUGGUACCAUGGUACUAUCGUAUAGCUGCGAGGCAGACUCGCCGAGGUGAGGAAUCUUUAUUUCGUGUAGGCCGAGGAUGUUAUAUAUGUGUACAGAUAUGGACGCGUGUUAAGGUGUUGGCAAAGUGCGUCUAUGCUCCAACAACAACCCUAUUUCGUUCCAGCCUGUUAUUCCAAAACUUGUUGUUAACUGACGAACGAGCACUGUACAACUAGCCGCUUAGUUCGGGUUUCUCACAGUGGUGCCGUGUAUCAGCCUGUAUGUCUUUAGAUCAUUACGAACUCUGUGUAAUAUCAUUUCGCUUGUAAGGUUGAACUGUGCGUACGUUUAAUUACAGAAAACUAACACGGAUUUGAUCUCAUACUUCAAAAAAAUGUAAGCAGACAAUUUCUGUUAGUGCCGAAGACAGUCAGGCCAUUGGUGUUUAUAGUUCUACCAAGGAUGUACACACAAGUGGGAGCAAUAUUGUGUUUACAUUUAGGUAUAUUUAUCUGACAAAUCCAUUUCGUUUGCUCGUUAUUCUUUCUCAAAGUUCUGUUGUGACGCAAGCAAGUGGAUUUAUGACGACUCUGUAUAAAGAAGUGAUGUCUGUUUGAGAAGCAAUAUCAAUGGGUAGUGUUUAUCAGGAAUCGUAAGGGUUAAGCAUCACUCAUUACUGUCGAUGCUCGUCUAUUUACACAACGCUGUGUACUCAAUUCCGUUUGACCUUCACGCCAAGCGGUAUCGUACGCACACAGAAAAAUACGAAACGAAUCAGCUGGCAAGGACACGCGCGUGAGAGGCUAUUAGACAUGGAGUAGCAAAAAGGGCGGCUAAUAGCAGACGAUAGUUUCGGGCUCUGUAAUCCCGUCCCCACGGCCUGUGUUGUUUUAUAGUCUGAAGGACAUUUGUAAAAUGUCCGAUUUGGAGGAGGAUGGUAGCAGUCGUUUCGACCAUAUAGAUUUAGACAGCAUUCUGAGUAGAGUGGAAAGGCGGGGGCCACUUACGUUCACGAAAAGAAGGUGCCUAUACAGAGCACCUGAGUUUGUAAAACGGUUGUGUGGUGAAGAAACAGUGGCAGAGGGCUCCACCGUAAGCUUCACUUGUAAGGUGGUCGCCUUUCCUAAACCCUCCCUCACCCUGUACAAGGACGGUGAGCAGAUCGUCGAUCACUCACGGAUAAAUAUAGAACCGGGCGAGGGCGGGGAGUACUCACUCGUCAUCCGGAAAGUCACGAAAAAAGACGAAGCUUCCUACCGCUGUAGGGCAGAAAACGACGAAGGUUCGUCAUCGAGUACACUAUAUUUAGCGGUCAAAGCCAAAUCCCGGAGUUCUAAGAAGUCCUCCAGUCGCUCAGCAGCACACAAGCGCUCCAUGUUUCCGCCAAUCACAGAAAAGGUUGCUGAGGAGGAGGCGGAAGCGGAGGAGACCAAACGAUCACCGGAGUCGCCUCUCACACACCUGUACUACGGCCUGACAUGGAAGAACCGUGAGUGGCCGGAGUUCCUUGGCAGCUGGGCGUUCGUCAAUGGCAUGAACUCCACAGAGAGUGAUCUUGAUUUCGAUGGAAUUAGUGAUAGCAUUGAUGACAAUACCGAUGAAGAUGACGUAUUUAUGUCUGACGAUUCACUUAAUGACGCGGGGACUGAUUUCGAUACGGAAACUGAUAACUCGUCACAGCCAGAGAGUGAGGGUUACUAUGGAAACAAUCGUUACAACAAUGACCUUCCGGAAAGUUUAAAUGGAGGCAUCACGAUACCAAACCUGGUAUUCGAAAAUAAAAAUCUUGUUCGGAGUAAGGGACAUACUAAUUUGUCGUGCUUUACGUCCACUCGACCAUUAACGUUCACCAAGGACGAAAACGCCAACAAGAAAAUACUUCCGAAUGACAGAACUUAUCUGUGUAACGAUAUGCUCAAGUCAUCACCUUCCGACCAUUGCAAUGACUUCAAAUCCGAACCGGAAAUAGACUCUCCGAAGGGAGGUUACUCCUGUGAUAAAACAACAACUGUGGAAGUGGUGUCGCAUCCUGAUGAAAUAAACUGGUUAGCAAUAUGUUUGAUGUCGUCCAGUUCGACAUCGUUAGCGUUGUUUCUGGACGUUGCCCCGCACGUAUUUAUUUUCUCUUUAUUGAUUGGCCAACUGUUAUACAUAUUAAUACGGUUUUUGUUGAAUAUGGAAUGAUAUGCUGAACAUAAUUGUCACUGAAAAAUGUCCUGUUAUAUUUGUCAAUGCGUUUUUGACAUUUAUGCAGCAUCAACAUUAAUUUAUUACUAUGCAAUGACGUCAAGGGUUUCAUGUGGUAACUGUCCAAAUCUAGGCUAACACUGGUAACUAUGGUAACAAAUCAAACGGUUUCUCAUAUCAGACUUUUAACAUUGUAUUUCAUUCACUAACAUUUAUAAAAAAAAAGAUGAACUCAAUAUAACAUAUUCGAUCUGGAAACAUGUUUGCUUUUGAAAAUGGUCUUGCUAAAAUUAAUAACGGCUUUUGUUGAAGACUUUCACGUUGUAGAUACGAAAUUUUAAGGUCGUUUACAGGUUUUUCCUGAUCAUAUUUAACAUACGAACACGUUUUGGGGUAAUAUUAGUAGCAAGAACACUGACUUCUAGACCUACGGUUUCUUUAUGUAUGGACAUUCAGCAAACACUGAAAUUUCGUUAGACUUUUUUCAAUUUCGAUUACGUUUUGCAACAGUAUUGAAUUUUGAAGAAAGAACAAGAUACUCUUCGAGAUUAACAGAACUAAUAUGACGAACAUUGCACAUCGAUUAACAUUGAUUCUUCUCAAUUGUGAGCGCACUCAAAGACUGUUGAAUACUCAAGCCUGUAUUUGUUCGGGCGUACCGACUGUUUAUUGUAUAAUCUUGUGGUAACGGUAUAUAUACAGCCUAAUCAAACAGGACCGUGCUUUGUUGAGUAAUUCCAUGCUGUCUAUCAGAAUGUAGUCACAUUAGAAAGGUUGGUUGCAUUAAAAUGAUAUGCAUGUUUACCGCUCAAGGUCUCCGUUUAAUGCCAAUUAACGUUGUUAAGACUAAACCAGGCAUUGUUUGAUAUGUACUUCCAUUUGCGAUACUAAGCUGCAUACAUGUAUAGAAAAUAUUUGGUCAUGUGUACAGUAUGUGUACAGUAUUGUACAGUAUGUGUAC
Messenger RNA from Mizuhopecten yessoensis (Yesso scallop), 3179 nucleotides. RefSeq lists its product as uncharacterized. The transcript is spliced from 5 exons. The record is from RefSeq and is a predicted model, not a curated record. Lineage: Eukaryota; Metazoa; Mollusca; Bivalvia; Pectinida; Pectinidae. The coding region runs from base 947 to 2215 and encodes 422 amino acids.